Nicotiana attenuata is the source of this 1317-nucleotide messenger RNA. RefSeq names its product ethylene-responsive transcription factor ERF003-like. The coding region runs from base 195 to 794 and encodes 199 amino acids. The record is from RefSeq and is a predicted model, not a curated record. Gene Ontology annotation, biological process: regulation of DNA-templated transcription. The transcript has 2 exons. Gene Ontology annotation, molecular function: DNA-binding transcription factor activity; DNA binding. Lineage: Eukaryota; Viridiplantae; Streptophyta; Magnoliopsida; Solanales; Solanaceae.
UGUCUAAUUUGGUUGCCAGACCAUUUCACUGAAUGUUUCUCUCAAGAAAAUGCAACUACAAAAACCCCCUCAAUCCCCUCCACAUUCUCCCUCCCUCACAAUCCCAAAAUCAUUUCCAAGUUUUCCUUUUUUUCUCAUUCAGGCAUUUUCACAAACACGUAAAGGACAACUUCAGCUUGCAUUAGCAUUCAUCAAUGGCGAGACCACAACAACGAUACAGAGGUGUUCGCCAAAGACACUGGGGUUCUUGGGUAUCUGAAAUCCGUCAUCCAUUACUGAAAACAAGAAUUUGGUUAGGGACAUUUGAGACAGCAGAAGAUGCAGCAAGAGCAUAUGAUGAAGCAGCAAGACUAAUGUGUGGUCCAAGAGCAAGAACUAAUUUCCCUUACAACCCAAACAUGCCGCAAACAUCUUCCUCAAAACUUCUUUCAGCAACUUUAACAGCCAAAUUACAUAAAUGUUACAUGGCUUCACUUCAAAUGGCAAAAAACUCAGCACAAGAACAACAACCUCGAAAAAUUCAAACUUCAUAUGCUCAGACAGCAGUAGCCAAUGUUGGAAAUCAUGUUGCCUAUGAAACAAAACCACAAAUGUUGAUGUCAAAGCCAACAUUUUUAGCACAGCAACAAGAAACAGCAGCAGGGUUUAAUUGGGGAGAGAUGAAAGUUGAAGCUGUAGAGCACACACCACAAUUUAUUAGUACACUUGAAGAUGACCACAUUGAACAAAUGAUUGAAGAAUUACUUGAUUAUGGUUCCAUUGAACUUUGCUCAGUAGUGUCUUCUCAUCAGUAAUUGUCUUACCAUUAUGCUAAUUUUAACUCCCCAAUCUCGAAUCUGUUUUUCGAAGGGGAGCGUCGGAGCAACCGUAAUGUUAUCUAUGUGUGACCUAUAGAUCAUUGGUUCGAGCCGUGGAAGCAACCACUAAUACUUGCAUUAAGGUAGGUUGUCUACAUCAUACCCUUGGGUUCGAGUCGUAAAAGCAACCACUAAUGCUUGUAUUAGAGUAGACUGUCUAUGUCACGCCCUUGACGUGCGGCCCUUUCUAGGAUCCUGCGUGAACACUGACGAGAUGCUUUCUGCACUAUGCUGCCAAUUCUCUGAGUUGUUUCUUUCUUUAAAAACCUUAGUAUGUACCAUUAGUAGAAAUUAGGACUUGUUAUUAUUUUUUCUAUCUUAUUGGUUCCUAGAAUUCUUGUUCUAAGAGAACUAUCUAUUAGUUAGAAGAUGAUGUAUGUACAGUGUAGUAUGUUUACUGCUACCAUUUGUUGUCAGAAUAAUUACUUUUAUUAAUAUACCAUAUUUUAUUAUUUAUUAA